Messenger RNA from Stegodyphus dumicola, 3612 nucleotides. It is a transcript of the gene Nf1, whose product is annotated as neurofibromin 1. The record is from RefSeq and is a predicted model, not a curated record. Gene Ontology annotation, biological process: regulation of GTPase activity. Lineage: Eukaryota; Metazoa; Arthropoda; Arachnida; Araneae; Eresidae.
UUGUCCAAUAUGCCAGGCUGUACUGCUUCAUUACCCUUAGAUGCUCGUAAAGGUAGUAUGCUGACCCCUGGACAAGAUAUGCAGUAUUGUCCUGUUACACAGUUUGUUGGUCAGCUCCUACGUUUAUUGGUAUGCCACAAUGAAAAAUUUGGUACUCAGAUUCAGAAACAUGUUAAGGAAUUAGUAGCCCACGAAAUGAGUCCUACACUUUAUCCAAUUUUAUUUGACCAAAUAAAAGCUAUUGUGGAAAAAUUCUUUGAUUCUCAAGGACAAGUUGUUGUUACUGAACCAAACACACAAUUUAUAGAACAUAUAAUUUUUAUUCUGAAAAGUGUACUCGAGAAUAAAGUCGAUCAUACUGCAGAACAUCUUGGUGUUAGCAGUAUUGAGGGAAUGAUGUUAGCUAUUGUAAGAUAUGUACGACACUUGGAUACCACAGUUCAUGCCAUUCAGAUCAAAACAAAACUAUGCCAACUUGUUGAAGCUAUGAUGGUGCGAAGAGAUGAUUUAGCCUUCCGUCAAGAAAUGAAAUUCCGUAAUAAACUUGUAGAAUAUUUGACAGAUUGGGUAAUGGGUAAUAGCCAUCAGCUUGCUCCACCGAAUUCUGGUGAUGUAACGACUUUAACAAGAGACCUAGAUCAAUCUUGUAUGCAAGCUGUUGCAGCUUUAUUGAGAGGCUUACCACUGCAGCCAGAGGAGAGUGAUAGAGGAGAUUUAAUGGAAGCUAAAUCACAAUUAUUCCUGAAGUAUUUCUCUCUGUUCAUGAACUUGUUAAAUGAAUGUGGUGAUUCAACUGAAGAAAAAGAUGUUUCACGCCACAGGGUCCAUGUGUCCAGGUUAAGUGAGCUGAGAACAUGCACUAUUCAAGCAAUGUCUAAUCUUUUGAGUGCCAAUGUUGAUAGUGGAUUGAUGCAUUCCAUAAGUUUAGGAUAUCAUAAAGAUCUUCAAACAAGAGCAGCAUUUAUGGAAGUUUUGACAAAAAUUCUCCAACAAGGUACAGAAUUUGAUAUGCUUGCUGAAACUGUAUUAGCUGACAGAUAUGAGCAGUUGGUUCAACUUGUUACUAUGAUUGGGGAUAAAGGAGAGCUACCAAUAGCAAUGGCAUUGGCUAGUGUUGUUAUGAGUCCACAAAUGGAUGAACUAGCGAGGGUUUUUGUUACACUUUUUGAUGCUAAGCAUUUAUUGGCUCCAUUACUUUGGAAUAUGUUUUAUAAAGAGGUUGAAGUUACAGAUUGUAUGCAAACCCUCUUUCGUGGAAAUAGUCUAGGAAGCAAAAUUAUGGCAUUUUGUUUUAAAAUAUAUGGAGCAAGCUAUUUGUUAAGUUUACUGGACCCAUUGAUAAGUCCAUUACUGGACCAACCCAAUAUAAGUUACGAGGUUGAUCCCGCACGUCUUGAAGAAGGUGAAGAUGUUGAAGAAAAUAGACGAAAUUUAUUAUCAAUCACUCAAAAAGUGUUUAAUGCCAUAGUCUCAUCAGCUGACAGGUUUCCAUUACAGUUGAGGAGCAUGUGCCAUUGUUUAUAUCAAGUGCUAAAUAAAAGAUUUCCGAAUUUUCCUCAUAAUAUCAGUGCUGUAGGAACUGUGAUAUUUCUUCGUUUUAUUAAUCCUGCAAUUGUUUCUCCAUUUGAAAUGGGAAUAGUUGACAAACAGCCAUCUGGUCGCACAAAAAGAGGAUUGAUGCUAAUGUCCAAAAUAUUGCAGAAUAUUGCAAAUCAUGUAGAAUUCAGCAAAGAACAACAUAUGCUUCCAUUUAAUGACUUUUUACGUGCCAAUUUUGAACAUGGAAGAAGGUGGGUGGUACAGAUCACUUCAGAUUUGGAAUCCAUGGAUCAAACUAGUCACAGCAUGUCUUUCAUUAGUGAUGCCAAUGUUCAUGCUCUUCAUCGACUUCUGUGGAACCACCAAGAAAAGAUUGGAGAUUAUCUUUCCAGCUCACGUGACCAUAAAGCAGUUGGACGUCGACCUUUUGAUAAAAUGGCUACUUUGUUAGCUUAUUUAGGUCCUCCAGAACAUAAACCUGUCGAUUCACAGUGGAGUAGCAUGGACAUGACUAGCACAAAGUUUGAAGAAAUCAUGUCCAAACACAAUAUGCAUGAAAAAGAUGAAUUCAAAUCGAUAAAAUCUCUUAAUAUAUUUUAUCAGGCUGGAACUUCUAAAAGUGGUCAUCCAGUAUUUUAUUUUAUAGCUAGGCGUUAUAAAAUUGGAGAGACAAAUGGUGAUCUUCUAAUUUAUCAUGUGAUUCUAACUUUGAAACCUUUCUGUCAUAAACCUUUUGAACUUGUUGUGGACUUUACUCACACCAGUACUGAAAACAGAUUCAGAACAGAGUUCCUUCAGAAGUGGUUUGUAGUCCUGCCAGAAGUUGCUUAUGAGAAAACACAAGCAGCAUACAUAUAUAAUUGUAAUUCAUGGGUUAGAGAGUAUACUAAAUUUCAUGAUAGAGUUUUGACUCCUCUAAAAGGUUGUCGAAAGCUUAUUUUUUUGGACACACCACAGAGGCUUAAUGAUUACAUUGAUGUUGAGCAUCAACGUCUUCCGGGUGCAACACUUUCUUUAGAUGAAGAUUUAAAAGUGUUCAAUAAUGCUUUGAAGUUAUCUCACAAAGACACUAAAGUUGCUAUAAAGGUGGGUCCCACUGCUAUUCAAGUAACUUCAGCUGAGAAAACAAAAGUUAUUGGUCAUUCGGUACUUCUAAAUGAUGUAUAUUAUGCAUCAGAAAUUGAAGAAGUUUGUCUUGUAGAUGACAAUCAAUUUACAUUAACUAUUGCGAAUGAAAGUGGCCCUUUGUCCUUUAUCCACAAUGAUUGUGAUAGCAUUGUUCAAGCAAUUAUUCAUAUCCGAACUCGGUGGGAAUUAUCACAGCCUGAUUCUGUGACUGUCCACACAAAGAUCAGGCCAAAGGAUGUACCUGGUACGCUUCUAAAUAUGGCUUUGCUGAAUCUUGGUAGUUCUGAUCCAAAUCUGAGGACUACUGCUUAUAACCUACUAUGUGCUCUUACUGGUACAUUUGAUCUUAAAAUUGAAGGGCAGCUUUUAGAGACUGCAGAACCGAACCACCAGUCAAAUGGAUAAGCCCAUAAACUGGUAAUUCAAACUUUCAUAAUUGAACUAAUUGGCUGUGGUUAUGUAAAUAUAAGUGAUUAUCCUUUGGAGAAUCUUACGUGAGAACAUUCUUCUAAAGGCAAGUAGUCAUGCUUUGUCAUAUUUAAAAUAUCAUAAUGCUGAAUUAAAUCCAAAAACUAAUUUUUUUUUUUUUCAAGGAUACAGACAAGUUACUGAUAAUCUUUGAAGAAAAUCUGAAAUCUUCAGAGGACAUAUUCUUUUUUCAUUUAUUUCUCCUUGCAUUGUAAAGGCUACAAAUGAUGGAAUAAAUUAGAAGUCUGCUAUAUCUUCAUUGCAUUGUAUUAAUGUUCUUUAUUAUAAAAUUAACUGCAUGAUUACUCUUUUUGUAAAAUUUAAUUUAUAUUCUACAGGAUUAUGCAUACCAUCCAACAACACAAUAUUCAUCAAACAGAUCAGUGAGAAAUUAGCACAGAAUGCCUCUCACUUGACUCUGGAAUUUUUGGAAGAAUGUAUUCAGGGGUUCCGUUCUUCAACCAUAGAGCUAAAACA